AUGCUACGAUCAAACACUACUCUUACAAGUCUCGACCUCUCUGAUAACAAUAUCGGCGCCAACGGUGCAAAGCAAAUCAUGGAAGGUCUACGCUAUAACAGCACAUUGACGAAACUCUACUUUAAGAACAACAAAAUCGGAGAUAAUGCCGGUGCCUAUAUCUCAACGAUGAUCAAAGACAACAAAUGUCUGCAAUAUCUCGAUAUCAGUGAGAACAACUUGCAAACCAAUGCAGGUAUACUCGUAUCACUCAGUCUUGAAUCCAACUCAACAUUGAAAUACCUCAAUCUUGCACACAAUCAAAUGUUAGAGGCAUCGAAUAACUCUGACUCCAACAUCAAACGUUGUCACCAAGCACUUCAAAAUAUCUUCCAGAGAAAUAAAACAAUGACAAAUCUCGAGUUGGAAGGCAACUGUCUAUUGGAGAACAUUGCCAAAGAAAUCAACAGCUCACUCGCCAGAAAUCUAAUGUUGGGUGGAACCAGAAAGAAAAAGAAAAAAUUAUUUUCUUUGCUUUUUGAUGAUUAA
Heterostelium album PN500 is the source of this 528-nucleotide messenger RNA. RefSeq lists its product as uncharacterized. The transcript is spliced from 2 exons. Gene Ontology annotation, molecular function: protein binding. Bases 1 to 528 code for a protein of 175 amino acids. NCBI's taxonomy places the organism in Eukaryota, Evosea, Eumycetozoa, Acytosteliales, Acytosteliaceae. The record is from RefSeq and is a predicted model, not a curated record.